GUUGCAUCUUUCUGUAACUAAGCAACAAUGUCGACAUUUUUUAUUCAACAAUAAUGAGUGCACAUAGUAUUAUAAGAUUUAUCUCAUAUAUGUGUGUAUUAUUCGUUGUCUCGAAAUUGCAUUUUUAUCAUCAAAGAUUUAAAUUUGUAGAAAACCUCCUUUUAUAGCGACGAACGAAUGAAUUUUUCAAAAGAAAAUAUUUCAUGGAUUCUUCAUUUCGAUUCGACGCAGAAUCUUAUCGAGAUCUUAUCUAUCGUACAUUUAAUGUUCCUGAUAAGGACAAACAAUGUGACUGUAUCCAAGUCCUGGAUCCAUAACUGGAUCAUACCGUAGCCUGUAGAUCUCGUAAUGCGCAUGCGUCUACUGUCGAAGUCACAGAUUGGAAGGUUCAUAUCAAUCAGAGUUUCGAAAGGUGUUUAAGCAUGUCUUUAUCGUUUUUCUAUUUUCAUUCUUAUCUCUUAUAGAACUAUCGCGUUCGUUUAAUUUAAUUAUAAUAGAAAAUGCCACUUGAAUCUGUAAAAGAUCAACCAAAUUAUAUGAACAAUGUAAAGGAUGGAGUCAUUGACUUUCUCGCUGGUUCACUUGGUGGAGUAGCAUUAGUAUACAUUGGUCAACCACUGGAUACAGUGAAAGUAAAAAUGCAAACAUUUCCAUCGAUUUACAAAGGAAUGAUUAAUUGUUUUGUAAAAACAGUUAAAACAGAUGGAAUAGUAAGAGGUUUAUAUGCAGGAACUAUGCCUGCUGUUGUAGCUAAUGUAGCUGAAAAUUCAGUAUUAUUCACUGCUUAUGGUGGAUGUCAAAAAGUUGUUUCUAAAAUAUUAGGCGUAGACAAAGUUGAGGAUCUUAGUUCACUGGGCAAUGCGUGUGCUGGAUUUUUCGCUGCAUUUUUUUCUUCAUUAACGUUAUGCCCAACAGAACUCAUUAAGUGUAAAUUACAAGCAAUGCGCGAAAUGCAAUAUCAAACGAAUAUGCCAACCACAAUUAUGAAACGAAUAGGACCAUGGGAGUUGACAAGAAAUAUUCUUAGAGAACAAGGUAUAAGAGGUCUAUUUACGGGUCUAACCUCGACCAUAGCCAGAGAAAUGCCAGGUUAUUUCUUUUUUUUUGGUGGUUAUGAAGUUACAAGAGAACUUUUAGCAAAAUCGAAUCAAAAGAGAGAUGACAUUGGUUGGCAAAAAACGAUGAUAGCGGGUGCUGUGGGUGGUACGGUUCUCUGGCUUGUCAUUUUUCCAGCAGAUGUAGUUAAAAGUAGAAUACAAGUACAAAAUCUAAAAACACCUGCUUUAGUGGUUACAAAAGAUAUUAUAAAAAAGGAAGGAAUUGGGGCAUUGUAUAAUGGUUUAACGCCAACUUUAAUAAGAACAGUACCAGCAACUGCAACAUUAUUUAUAACUUAUGAAUAUAGUAAAAAGCUAAUGCACAGAUUUGUUGAUAACUAACUUUUUUUAAUACAAUUCCUAAUUGUUGAUGUAUCUAUGUGUUACUAAGUUAAGAUAUAAAGAAGAACAAAUUAAUAAUAAUAAUAAUAUACAAAAUGUACUACUUAACUUGACUACCUCAAAUAUUUUUAAUGAAUUAAACGAAAUGUCUUGGGUAGAAAUCGUUUCAAUUAAAAUAAUAUAUUUUAUGAAUGGUGGCAAUCUUUUUUCAUUGCAAUGUCUUUUUUAGUCAAAUUUGCCUCUUAUUAUAUGGAAACAUUUAAGCAAAAUUAGUGACAAUCGUCUAGUACUAUUUACAUAGUACUAGAUUUCCAAAGUUUUAUGAUUUACAGAAAAUCUACGAUGUAGAGUAAUAACAAAAUAAAUAAGUACGAGUGUUACAA
Molecule: messenger RNA, 1822 nt
Organism: Polistes canadensis
Lineage: Eukaryota; Metazoa; Arthropoda; Insecta; Hymenoptera; Vespidae
Product: mitochondrial ornithine transporter 1
Exons: 5
Coding region: 501-1439 (312 amino acids)
Biological process (GO): mitochondrial L-ornithine transmembrane transport
Molecular function (GO): L-ornithine transmembrane transporter activity
Source: RefSeq, a predicted model, not a curated record